This is a messenger RNA of Oryzias latipes (Japanese medaka), 981 nucleotides long. Its product is annotated as retinal cone rhodopsin-sensitive cGMP 3',5'-cyclic phosphodiesterase subunit gamma-like. NCBI's taxonomy places the organism in Eukaryota, Metazoa, Chordata, Actinopteri, Beloniformes, Adrianichthyidae. Gene Ontology annotation, biological process: visual perception; positive regulation of epidermal growth factor receptor signaling pathway; positive regulation of G protein-coupled receptor signaling pathway. Gene Ontology annotation, molecular function: cGMP binding; 3',5'-cyclic-nucleotide phosphodiesterase activity. Gene Ontology annotation, cellular component: photoreceptor outer segment membrane. The record is from RefSeq and is a predicted model, not a curated record.
AGAGGAAGGAGGUGGGAAGCAUAGGAGUAUAAAAGAAGUCAUAAAGCCAGAUUAGCAAAGACUAAAGCUGACCAGAGACCCGUACUGCUGCUCCUACAGAUUUAGACGGUGAAAGAUGGCAGACGCAGCCGUUCCAACACCUGCCGAUAAGAAGGCACCCCCCAAGUUCAAGCAGAGGACCACUCGUACCUUCAAGAGCAAGGCCCCUAAACCGGGACAGAAGGGAUUUGGAGACGACAUUCCCGGCAUGGAGGGCCUGGGCACAGACAUCACGGUGGUUUGUCCGUGGGAAGCCUUUGGCGACAUGGAGCUCAGCGACCUGGCGAAAUACGGAAUCGUUUAAAAAGCUCCUUCUGUCUUUACCCCCCUGCCUGUUUUACUGUCAUGCACUAUUGAUCCUACACCCAUCUCCACCGACCCCUUCCCUGAACUAAUUUACAGACUCAUCCCACAGAGCUGUAAGCAGAGAUGUGUCCAUAGCUGAUUUAUAAAAGAUGCAUUUAUUUAUAAUUGCUUCACUGAGAUGUUCAAGCUUCCAGACCCCCACUCAGAUAGCCCUCUGAGAGACUGCAAUAACCCCCAAGGAUGAUGAAAACAUCCCUAAGCUCCUCUCUUCUGCCUUUUCUGUCACCCUUCCCCUCUUUGGAGCUAUUUUCUCUUAAUGUACAGAUAUUUAAUAAAUAUAAAUAUAUAUUUUUAUUUUUAAUAAUUACUCAAAAGUACUGUCAGGACACUGUUACACAAAAAACUGUUUCUUCUGUGAGUUACUGCUGAAGUUUAAUGAAUGACAGUAAGGUAAAUAGGAAUCCACUGAUUGUAGCUGAUGUGCUUGUGCUCAGUUAAAGCCGCUGCAGUUGGUCUUGUCAAUAUCGUGAAGGAUGGUUGAACUGAUUUUUCCAUCUGGAUGGUCCUACAGACUCCAUCUUUCAUUUGGCUCAUCAUGGUAUGGAUCGUUAUUAAACUGUGAACAUGAAACUACAA